CUUGGGCUCGUGCCGUCUCUCCCCACAGCACCGUCACCAUGUGGAUCCGGGUGCGGACCAUGGACGGGUUAAAGACCCGCACGGUGAACUGGCUGUCCAGGCUGACCAAAGUGGAAGAGCUGCGGGAGAAGAUCGAGGAGCUGUUCCACGUGGAGCCCAGCCUGCAGCGGCUGUUCUACAGGGGCAAACAGAUGGAGAACGGCCACAGCCUCUUUGACUACAGCGUCCGCCAGAACGACACCAUCCAGCUCCUGGUCCGCCAGAGCCUCACUCUGUCUCAAAAAAAAAAAAAAAAAAAAAAGAGGGACCCCGAGCUCUCCGACACGGACUCCGGCUGCUGCCUGGCCCAGAGCGAGUCGGACAAGUCCUCGACCCACGGCGAGUCGGACGGCAGAGCGGGCCUGGCGGAGGAGCCCAUGUGGGUGGAGACUGAGCUGGGUCUGUACAAGGUCAACGAGUACGUGGAUGCUCGGGACGCGAACAUGGGGGCGUGGUUUGAGGCGCAGGUGGUCAGGGUGACACAGAGGGCCCGUUCCCGGGACGAGCCCUGCUGUUCUACCUCGGCGCUGGAGGAUGACAUCGUUUAUCACGUGAAAUACGACGACUACCCGGAGAACGGCGUGGUGCAGAUGGGCUCCGGGGACGUCCGCGCCCGCGCACGCACCAUCAUCAAGUGGCCUGACCUAGAGGUGGGCCAGCUGGUCAUGCUCAACUACAACACCGACAACCCCAAGGAGCGGGGCUUCUGGUACGACGCGGAGAUCACCAGGAAGCGUGAGACCAGGACGGCGCGGGAGCUGUAUGCCAACGUCGUGCUGGGGGAUGGUUCUCUCGAUAACUGUCGCAUCUUCUUCGUGGAUGAAGUCUUCAAGAUCGAGUUCCCAGGCGAGGGGAGCCCCAUGGUCGAGAACCCGACGAGACGGAAGAGCGGGCCCUCCUGCAAGCACUGCAAGGACGACAUGAGCAAGCUGUGCCGCGUCUGUGCCUGCCGCGUGUGCGGGGGCCGGCAGGACCCCGACAAGCAGCUCAUGUGUGACGAGUGUGACAUGGCCUUCCACAUCUACUGCCUCUGCCCGCCCCUCAGCAGCGUCCCCCCUGAGGAAGAGUGGUACUGCCCCGAGUGCCGAAACGACGCCAGCGAGGUGGUGCUGGCCGGCGAGAAGCUGCGGGAGAGCAAGAAGAAGGCCAAGAUGGCGUCGGCCACGUCGUCCUCGCAGCGCGACUGGGGCAAGGGCAUGGCGUGCGUGGGCCGCACCAAGGAGUGCACCAUCGUCCCGUCCAACCACUACGGCCCCAUCCCCGGCAUCCCCGUGGGCACCAUGUGGCGCUUCCGAGUCCAGGUCAGCGAGUCAGGCGUUCAUCGGCCUCACGUGGCGGGCAUCCACGGCCGCAGCAACGACGGGGCUUACUCCCUGGUCCUGGCGGGCGGCUACGAGGACGACGAGGACAAUGGGAAUUCUUUCACAUACACAGGUAGUGGUGGUCGAGAUCUUUCCGGCAACAAGCGAACUGCAGGACAGUCUUGCGAUCAGAAACUCACCAACACCAACAGGGCGCUGGCUCUCAACUGCUAUGCCCCCAUCGACGACAAGAAGGGGGCCGAGGCCAAGGACUGGCGGUCGGGGAAGCCCGUCAGGGUGGUGCGCAAUGGCAGAGGCAGCAAGAACAGCAAGUAUGCACCGGCCGUGGGCAACCGCUACGACGGCAUCUACAAGGUCGUGAAGUACUGGCCUGAGAAGGGGAAGUCGGGCUUUCUGGUUUGGCGCUACCUGCUCCGGAGGGAUGACAAUGAGCCCGGGCCCUGGACGAAGGAGGGGAAGGACCGGAUCAAGAAGCUGGGGCUGACCAUGCAGUAUCCGGAAGGCUACUUGGAAGCCCUGGCCAACAGGGGGAAGAACAGUAAUAGGGAGGACGAGGAUGACGACGAGGAGGAGGAGGCAGCUGCGCAGGCGCUGGCGAGGGGGCGGGAGCAGGCCAGCCUCAGGUCCGCCAGGCCCGGCAAGGGCAAGUGGAAGCGGAAGUCGCCAGCAGGUGGCCCGAGCAGCGCCCGGUCCCCGGGCCGGAUGCCCAAGAAAACCAAGGUGGAGCCCUACACCCUCACGUCGCAGCAGAACAAGCUCAUCAUGGAGGACAAGAGCAACGCCCGGCUGUGGACCGAGGUCCUCAAGUCGCUCAAGGACGGGCCGUUCCAGGCGUUCCUGAGCAAGGUGGAGGAGGCGUUCCAGUGCAUCUGCUGCCAGGAGCUCGUGUUCCGGCCCAUCACCACCGUGUGCCACCACAACGUGUGCAAGGACUGCCUGGACAGGUCCUUCCGGGCGCAGGUGUUCAGCUGCCCGGCCUGCCGCUGCGACCUGGGCCGGAGCUACUCCAUGCAGGUGAACCAGGUGCUGCAGGCCAUCCUUGCCCAGCUCUUCCCCGGCUACGGCAGCGGCCGGUGAUCCAAGCACUUCUCGGCAGGAAAGCGUGUCGGGGGUCUUCAGCCGACCCUUCUGCUGUUCUUAGUAGGCUUAACUUAAACGUAUAGUUUCCCCCUUCCCUCAAAAGGUGUGUCUUCCUAUUUUGUUUUAAUCUAUACAUUUUCAGGAAUUUAUGUAUUCUGGCUGAAAGUUGGACUUCUCAGUAUUUAGUUUUUAAAAAGUUAUAAAGCCUGCAGUCGGUCAGCAACAAAACGAUGUAUGGCAUGAAGACGGCUUCUGUUCCUUCCUGAUGCCGCGUUCUCAGGGGUUCCCGCCGCCGAGUCGCAAGAAGCCGUCCCCUGCCCAGAACAAUCUCUUUUCAAGGUUCGUGGCUUUGGCUGCCAAGGUCAAAGCCAAGUGCGUCUCUCCUGACGGCAUCUUAUCGGCAUCUUAUCGUAUAAAAUCCUGCAAAGAUGGUUCCCUGCGGUGGCCCUGGGGACAGUGCGACCCAGCCGUCUGUCAAGUUGUGGAAAAGAGGAAAACAAGUCUCUUCCUGCUCAGUUUGAACUCUUCCCUCGAAGCCAUCCCUCCCCCACCAGGCUGCUGCGUGCCUGCGAUCCGCGCGAAGAAUCCUCUGCCCACGUGAGCAGGGAGUUGGGGCCCCAGAGAACCUACCUCAGCUGGACUCGGCUCCACGUGGGGCUGGCGUGCCGGGCGCUGGCCCUCGCGGGAGGCCACGGAAGCUCGCGCACAGCCACGUUCAAGUGCCUUCGGUUCGUUCGCUCUUUCUAAAGACGAGGCUCUUCUGUUUUUAGCACUGAAUUUACUGAAAAAAUGCCAACCAGAUUCUAAAAGCUGUGAUCAUCCAGUUCUUCCUGACACUGGGUGGGUGCUUUGGGGAUGGUUUGAGUUUAUAGAUCCUUAAAAUUCAAUUUUUUUUUUUAACUUGACAAUUCAGAAAUACAAGAGGGAAUUUUUUUUUUUUUAAAUGAAUACUUUUUCUAAAUGAAAUUUUUUUGUAGUUACUGUAUAUGAACCAAGAAAGAUAUAACUUAGGGUUUUGGUUGUCUUUUGUUUUUGUAUUUUUUUGGCAUGGUUUGUUAAUUUUUCUAACUUUACCAAAGUUUGCAGCUCAUACCUCAACAGAACAGGGAUAUUUUAAAUCGCAUAACUACAGACCAACUGAAGCAAUAUUUUUACAAGGUGUUUUUUUUUUUUCUCCUUAUUAUUAGAUUGUUAAUGUGUUAGGGGAAGAAGCAGCAAAAUUCUCUGUAGGCUCUUUCUAAAGUCCAAUAUUGGUCCAGAUUUUAGAUUCUCAGAAUAAAUGUUUUUCACAGAUA
Microcebus murinus (gray mouse lemur) is the source of this 3736-nucleotide messenger RNA. NCBI's taxonomy places the organism in Eukaryota, Metazoa, Chordata, Mammalia, Primates, Cheirogaleidae. The record is from RefSeq and is a predicted model, not a curated record.